Molecule: messenger RNA, 1885 nt
Organism: Acanthopagrus latus (yellowfin seabream)
Lineage: Eukaryota; Metazoa; Chordata; Actinopteri; Spariformes; Sparidae
Product: protein FAM8A1-like
Exons: 6
Coding region: 170-1249 (359 amino acids)
Source: RefSeq, a predicted model, not a curated record
UGGCAUGAGAAUCUUUUUUUUUCAUAGAAAAUAAGACUCCAGAGAUAAGACCUUGGAGGACCUUCAGCUCCACCAAACUUGUUUUAGGUUACUGAAUAACCUAUUGUUAAGGAUUAAGCUUACUUGGGGUGGUGUGAGCGCAGGCUUUACGAAGCAGACGUCCUUUGAAAUGGCUUUACCCCUUUCAACACAAGCACACCAUGAGCUGAUGAAAUCAUCCGGAACGACGUCGUACGUGACGCCAUCAUCAAACAUGGCUGACAAAGAAAACACAAACAUGGAAGUCGACCAGGAAAAGAAUAAACCCUUUACUAACAAAGUUGAGUCACUCGUUGACGAGGUGACCCAACGAACAGGCAACCAGAACGAUGUCGAAAGCAAGAAAAGCGCCGGUGAAAGCCGCGCCACAGCGGAAUACUGCGAGCAGCUGCAGGCGUGGAUGUGGCAGUACUACACUGGAUAUGUCAACUGGCAGAGCUGGAUGGCAGCGUCAGCCAUGCCCUGCCCUUAUUACUUACACCCAGCGGGGAGCACGUCGACGGUUCCGCUUGACAUUAACUCCCACACCUGGUAUAACGGCCCGUUUGGUCCUCCGUUGUCGUCGUACCUACCUGCCGUCACCUCCACGAGCAGCCGUGCAGGUGAAGCGGCUGGCGGGGCUGCAGUGACCGCUCAGCCGCAGCAGCUGCCGCAGGAGAAUGGGAACGCACAGAGACCAGGUCGGGAAUAUAGUAUUCCUUCACCUCUCCAAAGACUCAUGGCUGAGAUGGUGGAUUUCUUCAUAUUGUUUUUCAUCAAAGCAACCAUAAUCAUCAGUAUUAUGCACCUGAGUGGAAUCAAGGAUGUUUCCAAGUUCGCCAUGCAUUUCAUAGUGGAGGAAAUAGAUGAGGACACAUCGAUGGAGGAGCUACAGAAAAUGAUGCUUGUUGCACUUGUGUACCGGAUAUUAGUGUGUUUUUAUGAGAUUGUGUGCAUCUGGGGCGCAGGGGGAGCCACUCCAGGGAAGUUUCUCAUUGGACUCAGAGUUGUUACUUGUGACUCAUCGGUUCUGGUUCAGCCUAACAGGGUGCUUGUUGUGCCGGCAACUAAUGUCUCUCUGUCUGCAUCAACUGUACGAGCCUUGAACAAGAACUUUUCCAUCGCCUUCUUUUUCCCGGCUUUCAUCACACUUCUGUUCUUCCAGCACAACAGGACUGUGUAUGACAUGGUAGCUGGUACAAUUGUUGUCAAGCGCUCCAGAGUCAGAUGACGCAGAAGAGCGCAGAAGGGAAUCCAACUGUAAUGCUCAGCAGGCACCGUGUGAUGUUUUUGUUAAAAAUGCCUGCAGAACUUAAACAUGGUCCUUUCCAGGUACCGUCAGAACACGCAGGAGUGUUUAGAUGUUUGCAGAGUUUGAUACCCAUCAGUAUGAACUGUUUCAGUUCCCUACAACUUGUGUUUGGUUUGUCUCAGACACGUACUGUAUUUCUGCAUGUAUGUCUACAUGCUGCUUUCAGAAUCUGUCCCUGUGCCAAAUUGAUGUCUUCUUCCUGAAGACAGGAAAAAUGACGGUACAUGCUACUUUUCCAGUAAUACUCCUUUCAGAUCAAGAGCAAAUGUCUUGUAUCACUCAGUAUUUAAGUCGCUAAUCAUGCAUUUAUGAGAUUAUACCUUUAGUAUCUCUUUGUAUUAAAAAAAAUGUCUUAAGAGUUGUACGCUCAGACUUUUCAUUUUAGGGUUGUUGACCUUAAUCUCUGCAGCAGUGAUGCACCAUGCUCAGCCCUCUAAGCUGCUGAAGUACUUUGGUUUAAAGGCACAUUUAAAUGUAUUGAAGGGAAAUGUAAACUUGACUCAGAUUGCUAUUCCUCUACUCUGAACUCAGCAUGUGUGUGACGGCGAAGUUAAU